AUGUCAAGCUCACUCAAGCCAUAUCGCACACCCCAACUCGAAGGCGGACACCGUUCAGGUUCCGACGCAAUCUUCAACUCGCGCAGCAAAGACGAUAUUCUCACAACUCUUCAAGAAUGGAAGUCCAAGCGCAUUCUUCUCGUUCACAGUAAAGCUCUUGCCAAGAAUACCUCCAUCAUAAAAGACCUCAAAGAAGCCCUGGGUGAUAGACUCAUCACUACUAAGGAGGGUGUCGGCUCACACUCUCCAUACGAAGAUGUCAUUGACAUUGCCCAUAGAAUCACUGGGAAAGACAUAGAAUGUGUUAUUUGCGUCGGUAGCGGUUCAUAUUCUGACGCCUGCAAAGUUGCGCGUCUAAUGUCAGCGACCCUACCUCAAGGUUUCGAGGAGAAAGACAUGGAGGCUCUUCUCGACCAAGAAAAAGGCGUCGCACCCCAAGAUAAGAUGAAGAAAGCAGAAGGAGUAAAACUCAUCCUGGUACCUACGAGUUUGUCCGCUGGAGAGUGGAACCAUACGGCAAGCUGCACCAACAGCGUUGGUAAGAAGCAGCAUUUCUCUCUCAAAGACGGCGGUGCACCAGACUUGAUCUUGAUGGAUCCAUGGAUUGCGAGGACCGCGCCCGAGAGACUGUGGUUGAGCUCUGGUAUACGUGCCGUGGAUCACUGCAUCGAGACACUUUGCAAUCCAGAGUGUGCAAAGUACCCCGAUGUACAAGAGUGGUGCGAGCAAGCACUAUGCGAUUUAUCCAAGGGCUUGGUUGAGUACAAGGAGGGUGUCAAUCGUGGAGAAGAAGGUGAAGAAGAGCUCGUUCAUGGCAUCAGCAAGUGUCAAGCAGGAAGUCGAAUGGCCCUCAUGGGUUUUAUUAUCUACAGCGUCAACAUGGGUGCCAGCCACGCAAUCGGUCAUCAGUUGGGCAGCGUAGGAAAGGUCAUGCACGGCAUCACGAGUUGUAUCAUGCUCCCUCCUGUGCUACGCUAUACCAAAGACAAAAACCCAGAAGCGCAAGCAAGGAUCGUCAAGAUCUUCAAUGAGACACUGGGAUGGAACGAGACCGAGGCUGGAGACUGUGUUGCGCGGUUGGUCAAGAGUGUUGACUUGCCAUGUAGCUUGGGGGAGGUUGGAGUUACGCGGGACGAGCAGAUUGAACAGAUCAUUGACAAGACCAUGACAGAUGUCAUGUUUUCGUUUGGGAAGGUUCUGACAAGGGACGAAGUCUCUCAGAUAGUGUACUCGGCCAAAUAG
Messenger RNA from Fusarium venenatum, 1242 nucleotides. NCBI's taxonomy places the organism in Eukaryota, Fungi, Ascomycota, Sordariomycetes, Hypocreales, Nectriaceae. The record is from RefSeq and is a predicted model, not a curated record.